AUGGUCGAUAGUGUUGUCCCCCAGGGUUCAGUUCUGGGACCCAUUUUGUUCCUUGUCUACGUGGACGAUGCCGCAAGAGAUUUAGACUGUGAAGUAGCAAUGUUUGCGGAUGACAUGAAGAUAUGGAGUGUAAUUCGGGGUCCUGCCGAUGAAGACAGACUGCAGAUGAACCUGAAUCGGUUGGAGGAGUGGUCAAACCGUUGGCUCCUGCGGUUCAACGUUGCCAAAUGUAGCAUACUUCGCCUAGGCCACACAGCCAGAUCCGCCAGCACAAGAGGCUACUUUCUAGGCGGUGCAGCCCUACAAGAGGUCGAAGCCCAAAAGGACCUCGGUGUGCUUACGACGAGUUCCCUAAAACCAUCCGCCCACUGUUCGAGGGUGGCAAAAACCGCAAUGUCCGUACUGUACGCCAUCAAGCGUGCGUUUAUGGACUUUGACGAAGAAGCUUUCUCUAAGACAUUCGGAACAUUCGUGCGGCCGCAUUUAGAGUACGGCAUACAAGCUUGGAGGUCGUGGGCUGUUGAGGAUCAAAACUGCCUCGAAAGAGUCCAGAGGAGAGCCACGAAGAUGGUUAGGGGUCAAAGCUCCUUUCCUUAUGCAACACGCCUAGUAAAUCUGAACCUCUUUCCUUUGAGUUACAGGCGACUUCGCGGGGAUCUCUUGCAAGCCUUCCGCAUUGUAAAGGGGUUGGAUUGCAGUCUGGCCUUCGAGGACUUUUUUGAAUUUGCUACCACGACCAACCUCCGAGGUCACCCGUUAAAACUGCGCACUCAGCAGGCACGGCUGGAUGUGCGGAAGUUCUCCUUCUCGGUUCGGGUGGUCAAACCAUGGAAUGAGCUUCCCGCAGAUGUUGUGAUGUCACUAUCUAUACAAAGUUUUAAGAAGAAUCUGGACAUAUUUAUGUUCCGAAAUGACCAAGAGCGAUGA
This is a messenger RNA of Spirometra erinaceieuropaei, 927 nucleotides long. The record is from the annotation of a GenBank genome assembly. Lineage: Eukaryota; Metazoa; Platyhelminthes; Cestoda; Diphyllobothriidea; Diphyllobothriidae.